AUGGGAGUUGGACGUGAAGUCUCAAUCUCACUCGAUGGAGUAAGAGACAAGAACAUUAUGCAGCUCAAGAAGCUCAAUCUUGCUCUCUUCCCUGUUCGUUACAACGAUAAAUACUACUCCGACGCACUUGCUUCCGCUGAUUUCACCAAACUAGCUUACUACAGUGACAUUUGUGUUGGAGCAAUUGCUUGCCGGCUUGAGAAGAAGGAAGGUGGAUGCCAAGUUCGGGUUUACAUCAUGACUUUAGGUGUUUUAGCGCCUUACCGCGGACUUGGUAUUGGAACGAAGCUGCUGAAUCAUGUUCUUGAUCUUUGCUCCAAGCAGAACAUUUCCGAGGUUUACCUGCACGUGCAGACAAACAAUGAAGAAGCCAUUAACUUUUAUAAGAAGUUUGAGUUUGAAAUUACAGAAACUAUCCAGAACUAUUACACAAACAUCACACCACCAGAUUGCUAUGUUGUCACAAGGCACAUAACUGCUAGUCCAACAAAGAAAUAA
Vicia faba (fava bean) is the source of this 498-nucleotide messenger RNA. The record is from the annotation of a GenBank genome assembly. Lineage: Eukaryota; Viridiplantae; Streptophyta; Magnoliopsida; Fabales; Fabaceae.